ACAGCCUCUUGUUUCCCACAAUGCUCUGCGAACAUCACCACCAAGAUGGCGGACGCUAUGGAGGAAUAUGAGAAAGAAGCUGUCUGCGUCCCUAUUCUCCAUGCCGAGGAAAUCAAGCCCCAGAGUAAUUUCAACCACGGCUACAGUGAGAACGUCAGCCGUAAAAACCAUGUGGACGACUACAGCACCUGGGACAUUGUCAAAGCCACACAGUAUGGCAUCUUCGAGCGCUGCAGGGAGCUGGUGGAGGCGGGCUUCGAUGUUCGGCAGCCAGACAAAGAAAACGUAACACUCCUUCACUGGGCCGCCAUCAACAACAGGAUAGAUUUGGUCAAGUACUACAUAUCAAAGGGAGGCAUAGUGGACCAGCUGGGAGGAGACCUCAACUCCACACCUCUGCACUGGGCCACCAGACAAGGCCAUCUAUCCAUGGUGGUGCAGCUCAUGAAGUACGGCGCCGACCCGUCUUUGAUCGACGGCGAGGGCUGCAGCUGCGGGCAUCUGGCCGCGCAGUUCGGCCACACCUCCAUCGUGGCCUACCUCAUCGCCAAAGGACAGGAUGUGGACAUGAUGGAUCAGAACGGCAUGACUCCUCUGAUGUGGGCGGCUUACAGGACACACAGCGUGGAUCCCACCCGGCUGCUACUGACCUUCAACGUCUCUGUCAACCUGGGCGACAAAUAUCACAAGAACACGGCGCUGCACUGGGCCGUGCUGGCCGGCAACACCACCGUCAUCAGCCUGCUGCUGGACGCCAACGCUAACGUCGAUGCACAGAACAUCAAGGGCGAAACACCGCUAGAUCUCGCCAAGCAAAGGAAGAACGUUUGGAUGAUCAAUCACUUACAGGAAGCGCGACAAGCCAAAGGCUACGACAGCCCAUCCUACCUGAAAAGACUGAAGAUGGACAAGGAGUUCAGGCAGAAGGUGAUGCUGGCGACGCCCUUCUUGGUCAUCUGGCUGGUUGGUUUCAUCGCUGACCUGGACAUCGACUCCUGGCUGAUCAAGGGCCUCAUGUACGCCGGCGUCUGGGUCACCGUGCAGUGCCUCUCCAAGGCUUUCUUCGACCACUCCAUGCACAGUGCUCUCCCUCUGGGAAUCUAUCUGGCCACCAAGUUCUGGAUGUACGCCACCUGGUUCUACUGGUUCUGGAACGAUCUCCCCUUUGCCACCGUCCACUUGCCCUUCCUGUUAAACACCAUUGCUCUGUUCUACAACUUUGGCAAGUCCUGGAAGUCCGACCCGGGAAUCAUCAAAGCGACCGAGGAGCAGAAGAAAAAGACAAUUGUGGAGCUGGCAGAGACGGGCAGCCUGGAUCUGAGCAUAUUCUGCAGCACCUGCUUGAUACGGAAGCCCAUCAGGUCCAAACACUGCGCCGUGUGCAACCGCUGCAUCGCCAAGUUCGACCACCACUGUCCCUGGGUGGGGAACUGUGUCGGAAGUGGCAAUCACCGCUACUUCAUGGGUUACCUGUUCUUCCUGCUCUGCAUGAUCUGCUGGAUGAUAUACGGCUGCAUUUGCUACUGGAGGAUCCACUGUGCCACCAGCUACGCCAAGGAUGGUUUCUGGCUCUACCUGACCCAGAUCGCCUCCUGCUCUCCCUGGAUGUUCUGGAUGUUCCUCAACAGCGUCUUCCACUUAAUGUGGGUGGCGGUGCUCAUCAUGUGUCAGCUCUACCAGAUCGCAGCUCUGGGAAUCACCACCAACGAGAGGAUGAACGCUCGGAGAUACAAGCACUUUAAAGUCACAGCCACGUCCAUCGAAAGUCCCUUCAACCACGGCUGCAUCAGAAACCUCAUAGAUUUCUUCGAGAUCCGCUGCUGCGGUCUGAUACGGCCCGUGGCGGUGGACUGGACCACGCAGUACACAAUAGAGUACGACCAGACGUCAGGCUCGGGCUACCAGCUGGUGUAGAGGAGGAAGAAAAGGGGAAGGUAGUGGGGGGGGAGGGGAGGUGUCCAGUGUCUCUUAGAAGGAUUACCCCCCCCGCCCCCCC
Molecule: messenger RNA, 1996 nt
Organism: Anarrhichthys ocellatus (wolf-eel)
Lineage: Eukaryota; Metazoa; Chordata; Actinopteri; Perciformes; Anarhichadidae
Gene: zdhhc17
Product: zDHHC palmitoyltransferase 17
Exons: 17
Coding region: 46-1914 (622 amino acids)
Molecular function (GO): palmitoyltransferase activity; protein binding
Source: RefSeq, a predicted model, not a curated record